Molecule: messenger RNA, 2217 nt
Organism: Penaeus chinensis
Lineage: Eukaryota; Metazoa; Arthropoda; Malacostraca; Decapoda; Penaeidae
Product: carbohydrate sulfotransferase 1-like
Exons: 11
Coding region: 438-1742 (434 amino acids)
Biological process (GO): sulfur compound metabolic process; N-acetylglucosamine metabolic process
Molecular function (GO): N-acetylglucosamine 6-O-sulfotransferase activity
Source: RefSeq, a predicted model, not a curated record
CUCCGCGGGCACUGGGGAGGAGCACGGCGCCCGCAGUGUGGAGAAGGAUUGAAAGCGUGGUAGAAGUGACAGAAAAACGGAGAACGUAUAGAUAUUGUGACAAAAUUGCACCAAAGAGACAAUGGUCCCAUGACGCAGCAGCCUUGCCCGCAGCGCCAGAGGGGGAUGCUGCCAUCUCAGAGGAGGGGAACAGCGAGGAAUUUUCUCCCCAGCGCUACCAAGACUCUAGGACGAAAGCUAAAAAGGCAAUCCAGAAGCAUUGGAUUUUGUUUUUGUUUUGGCGCGUGUGACAUUUACCGUGAUAAGGUCACAGGGCUGAGAGUUUGACAGGUGAGAGUGGCGGUCCAGCGAGGGUGGGAAGAGCUGAUGAGCUGCAGGAAUAACCGAGUGAUUAGGAGACGAUAAGCACUUUGAGAGCUUAGCGGAUAGAGAGGGAAAUGACGCUCUCGGUGAUGCUCGCGCGAUUCAUCAGAAAACAAAGACUCACCAUCACACACUACAUGUACUUCGCUCUGAUCGUGUGGGUUCUUGUGUUGGUUCAACGUCACUUUCGACACCCCGCUGUCACGACCAUUCACUUCGUCGGGACAGGCGGAGACACCGAGGGGAAAAUCACUCACCUGGUGCUGCCGAGUCCUAAGAAGUUCGUUGCUGCCGAGGCGUAUCGCGCACUGAAGACGGUGAGAGAUAAUAUGCUGAAGGAAUUUAUCGGGGUUGACCUCCCGCCUUGGUUGGACGACCCCGCGAAUGAGACGCAGCCGAAGUUGGGCGAGAUCCUGGAGCCCCGUCAGACGCGGAGGGUGAUCGUGCUGACCACGUGGCGCUCGGGAUCCACCUUCCUUGGCGACCUCCUCAACGCGUGGCCGGGGGCAUACUACCACUUCGAGCCCCUCCACUUCCUCGCGGAACGAGAAAUAAUACCUCGGCACCAGGAACCUCUAGCUGUAGGAUUACUCAAAACACUUCUCACCUGUCACUUCGAUCAGCGCAUUACUCCAUACUUGUACUACAUCACUUCAGCUAGGUACAACUUUCUGCUGAAGAAGAAUGUGCGUCUGAACUCGCUUUGUCGCGGACGAGGCCUCUGUCAGGACCCGGGCGUCAUGGCCACCGCCUGCGCCUUCCACCCUCUUAAUUUCGCCAAAACUGUUCGCCUGAGACUGGCCGCUGUGAAGUCGUUGCUUGAGGACACCUCGCUGGACGUCCGCGUGGUGCACUUGGUAAGGGACCCGAGGGGCGUGGUCAACUCGCGCCUGAAGAUGCCCUGGUGCUCCGGAAAGACUUGUCGAGACAUGUCGAACGUCUGCCGAGCGGUCAACCAGGAUGCUUACACGUCACAGGAAUUCAGAAGCAAGUACCCGAGGCAGUAUCUCCUUCAGCGUUACGAGGACCUGGUGGACGACCCUUACCGGCAGACACGCAAGAUCUUCGAAUUCCUGGAACUGCCCCUGGUCGAGGAACUGGCCGCGUUCAUCGAGGAACACAUGAACACGGAGGCCAAGAGGAACGAGAGGGGGGAUGAUUACACAUACGCGGCGCAGUUUUCCACGUACCGCAACUCCAGCAGCGUGGCGACCCGUUGGCGCUUCUCCCUCGGGAUGCAGAAGGUGCAGGAGAUCCAGAGUCUGUGCCGCCCCGCCCUUCGCUACUACGGCUACAGGAGCUUCAGUGAGCAGUAUCAGCUUCACAACUUCAAUAUGUCGGUCAUCGAAGCUCAACCAGGGAGGAGCUUCUUGGGGUGACGGCAGGAAGGACCCCGGCUGCGGAAGGGAACACUCCCGAGCAUAUGCAUGCACUGCCAGGCAUUUCAUUAUGCUGGAAAUGCGCAGCCCAUGACACGUCCUCUCCACGCUCCUCGCCCAGAACAGAAGAGGGUCACGAGGAUCAAACCAUCGGAUGUUCCCGAGUCAACAAGCCAGAGGUUGGAUACAAGUUUUCGGCGGAAAGUUCGUUGGCAAUUCCCCGCUUGAUGUGCGUGCAACUUAACAUUCCUAAAAGCAGUCCUUAGGGAUACUAACCGCAAGCUGCGUGUCAAAACUUGGCUAAAUGAUACAAUGAAUUUUAAGUCUCCAUUGCGAAGGAACAUCUAACAGCUGACUUCUGUAAAGUGUGACACAUUCUCGGGGUAACUUCCAUUUUUUCUCAAGAAAGUUCAUUAUUCGUCUUUGGAAGAACCGGAGUAUAUAACAAGGUCAAUAAAUUUCCUUCUAGUUUACA